GGCGAAGCCCGCAGGGUUUAUCCGCGCGGCGAAUUGCCCCUAUCCUCCCCCUUGGAAAGUGUUCCCUGCAGAGCCCCAUGAAUGGCGGGGAGGGCCACCCUAGGCUCAGCUAGUGGAAGUGUUAAAGACAUCUUUGUUGGUGCAAGAAAUGGACAAUAUAGGCUUUUAAAAAUAGUCAUUGAUAAUGAGCAGCUUGUUGUGGGAUCCUCUAGACGGCCAGUUGGAUCAUGGGAAAAGGAUUACGAUUGCUUUGUCCUUCCCCUUCUUGAAGACAAGCAACCAUGUUAUAUAUUAUACAGAUUAGAUUCUCAGAAUGCUCAAGGAUAUGAAUGGAUCUUUAUUGCAUGGUCACCUGAUCACUCUCCUGUUCGUCAAAAAAUGUUAUAUGCAGCAACCCGAGCAACACUUAAGAAAGAAUUUGGAGGUGGUCACAUUAAGGAUGAAGUAUUUGGAACGGUACAGGAUGAUGUUUCACUGAACGGAUAUAAAAAAUAUUUGAUAUCACAAUCCUCCCCUGCACCCUUGACUGCAGCAGAAGAGGAACUUCGACAAAUUAAGAUUAAUGAGGUACAGGCAGACGUUGGUGUAGACACCAAGCAUCAAACAUUGCAAGGAGUAGCAUUCCCCAUUGCUAAAGAAGCUAUUCAGGCUUUGGAGAAAUUGAAAAAUAAGAAACUCAAUUAUGUACAGCUGCAAAUUGAUAUGAAAAAUGAAACUAUUAUUUUGGCCAACACACUUGAUACUGAACUUAAGGACUUGCCAAAAAGAGUUCCAAAGGAUGCUGCGCGUUACCACUUUUUCCUGUAUAAGCACACACAUGAAGGAGACUAUUUGGAAUCCAUAAUUUUCAUCUACUCUAUGCCAGGGUAUACCUGUAGUAUACGAGAACGAAUGCUCUACUCUAGUUGCAAAAGUCCACUGUUAGAAAUUGUAGAAACACAGUUGUGGAUGCAGAUAAUUAGAAAGAUUGAAAUUGAUAAUGGUGAUGAGUUAACUGCUGACUUUCUUUAUGAAGAGGUUCAUCCAAAACAACAUGCUUACAAACAGAGUUUUGCUAAACCAAAAGGUCCUGCGGGGAAGAGGGGAAUACGAAGACUGAUCAGAGGUCCAGCAGAGACUGAAACACCUAGUGAUUAGAAACUGUUGUUUAUAUUUGUUAAACUAUUACAGUAGGAAACUAAUUUCUGGCUUUUGGUAAUGAACUGAAAUCAUUCCAUUAAUAGAUUCUAGUGGGGAAAAAGGCUCUUUUUACUCUUCUCUUUUCUGACCUCAACACUUUUUAUAUUGUUACAUGAUUAUAUUUGUUGACCAUGUUUUAUGACAUGUAGAAGAGCUAAUUAUUUUAAAGCUAUAAAAGUAAGACUAAGCUAGUACCCAUUUAUUUUAAUUUAGAAUCCAUUAUUUAAUAGUUGUACAUGUGAUCAUAAACUUUACAGACAUAAGACUAUGAAACUCAUGUAUUCUGUGGGCAAGUUGCAGCCGUAUUCUUAUGCACAGCCUAUUGAAACAUGUAAGACUUUCCAUAUAAAGA
This is a messenger RNA of Pipra filicauda (Wire-tailed manakin), 1531 nucleotides long. It is a transcript of the gene TWF1, whose product is annotated as twinfilin actin binding protein 1. Gene Ontology annotation, molecular function: actin monomer binding; actin filament binding. Lineage: Eukaryota; Metazoa; Chordata; Aves; Passeriformes; Pipridae. The coding region runs from base 82 to 1137 and encodes 351 amino acids. The record is from RefSeq and is a predicted model, not a curated record. Gene Ontology annotation, cellular component: cytoplasm; myofibril; actin filament. Gene Ontology annotation, biological process: regulation of lamellipodium assembly; barbed-end actin filament capping; actin filament depolymerization. The transcript is spliced from 9 exons.